AUGAGUAAUUAAUAAAAUAUUAAUCUCCAUCCUCUUUACAUUGAAUAAUAAGAAUGGCUUGCUCAAUUUAAAUCGCCUCUACCUUAAACUAAUUAAUUUCAAUAAUAAUAACAAUCAUUUGGUACUCCACAUUUUGCAUAACUUUAACACAUGGGGUUUUGCAAUCAUAAAAAAAAUUAUAGAUUGUUAAAACGAUAUAAUUGGAAUAUUAAUAAAGUAGUCUAAUCAUUAAAUGAGCAAAAUGAUGCAAAUUAAUAAAAUACUAAUUUCGAUAAUAUCAUUUAAAUUAUAUCCAAUACUAAAAUAUUAUACCUUGAUUGUAAUAAUAUUAAGUAUGCAUGUCAUUAAUGGAAUAAAUUUAAGGGUAAGCCUAAAAAGUAAAUCAAAAAUGUUUUAAAAAUCAUUUUUGUUUGGAUUUAAAUGGCUGAAUAAUAGUUAGAUGAAGUUCAUUUGAUAUGGGAUGUUUACAAAAUGAAUAAAAUUCAAAAAAUAAAAUAAAAAUUAUCUUAAUAUGAACCAUUCAAUUUUUUUCACGAAUUAAAUGAACAAGAGAAAAUAACUACAUUUAAAAUUCUAAACAAAUAAAAAUUUAUCAAUUUUAGCAUUUAGUCAGCUUAUCCUGAAAUAGCAGAUGACUUGAUUGUAAAAUUAUGCAUUGGUUAACAUAAUUGUUAAACAACUGUAGUUACAAGUGAUAAAGAAUUAAGAGUUAGGCUUUAAGAGUUAGGAGUUACAUAAUUUAUUGGUAAUGGUAGAUGGUGGAAAUUAAAAGAAGAACUGAUACAACAAGCAUAAUAGUCACAAUAACCAUAAUAAUAAUAAUAACAAUAAUUAUUAUAAUAAUAAUAAUUAUAAUAAUAAUAAUAAUAAUAGUAAUAGUAAAAAUAAUAAACAUGUAACAAUGAAUUUUAAAAAUAAUGA
Messenger RNA from Paramecium sonneborni, 921 nucleotides. The record is from the annotation of a GenBank genome assembly. NCBI's taxonomy places the organism in Eukaryota, Ciliophora, Oligohymenophorea, Peniculida, Parameciidae.